AUGGCAAGCUGCUCUGAAACCACGGGUUACUUUACCCCACACAGCACAAAGGACCUUGUGUGUAAAGUGACAACAAAGAUUUUCCCUUUUUUCAAUGCUCCAAUAUUUUUAGAAAAAAAAGAGCAGGGGGAAAUUGGUAAGAUUGAAGAAAUAUUUGGAACCCCUUUUGAAAAAAUUUGUGCUGUCAAGCUUAGCGGGAAUGUCAAAGCUUUAACAUUCAAAGGAAAAUACAAAGGUAAAAAUUUUUUUUUCACAAUAUAUAUAGAUUCUAAAAAAUUGCUGCCUCUCUUCAUGUUCCUUCCUGGUUUUGUACCAAAUAAAGGACGUGGUAGAGGUGGUAGACGAGGACGAGGAGGAAGAGAGGGUGGUCGUGGAGGCAGAGGAGGAGGUGGAGGCCGAGGUGGUGGCUUUGGCCGUGGUGGUGGUGGAGGAUUUGGCCGAGGUGGUGGACGAGGUGGUAGAGGAGGAGGAGGAUUUGGUAGAGGUGGUGGUGGUGGUGGUUUUAAGAGAUAUUAAAAGUUUGUGAUAAAUUCGUUUUAUCAUGAUCCUAAGUCUGCAUUAUGAGUGAAUGAUAAUGAAUGUUUCAUUUUUUGGGGUCACUCUGCCUUGGGGGGAGAGAUGGCUGAUUAAGAAAAAACUGUGCUGUGAAUUUAUAUAGUUUGUAAUAUACAAUUGUUGUAAAUUGUAUAUUUUAAGUUUAUUGUCCAUGCAAAAACACUCAGGUUUUUAUGUCUCUUGCAAUACUGUAUGUAACGAGUCAUUUUAUAGUGUUUUUAUAUAAAAUAAACAGUCUAUCUUAUUGCCUUUUCAAAUAUCAUUUAGACAUAAAAAUGGAUUUCAAGCAAAAUAUUAUAUGUGAAAUACUACACAAGUUUUCAUUAUGGUUUAAAGCCAUAAUGGGAGUUUGGAGGAAGUAAAUGUGUUCAGAUAUUUGGGAGUGGAUGAAUUGGUGGAUGGUUCCAUGAGAUAGCAAGGGUUAGCUCACUACACAAAGGAGGAGACACAACCAACAUAAAUAACUACAGAAUUAUAUCUGACCUGCCAUUGUUAUCCAAAAUCUUUGAAAAAUUAAUCCAUAACAGAUUAUACCCUUUUCUAUUGUCACCCAAAAAAAUCAAAGUGAUUUAUUUCCA
This is a messenger RNA of Cherax quadricarinatus, 1133 nucleotides long. The record is from RefSeq and is a predicted model, not a curated record. Lineage: Eukaryota; Metazoa; Arthropoda; Malacostraca; Decapoda; Parastacidae.